AUGCGUCUGCUCCCCUCAGUCGCUGCCCUCACGGUGGCGGCGGUCUGUCAGUCAUUCGACCCCCUCGCCUUUGUCGACCCCUUAAUUGGGUCUCGGAAUGGCGGCAACGUCUUCGCAGGCGCAACAUUACCCUACGGCCUCGCUAAAGCCGUCGCCGACGUCGACGGACAAAAGACAGGCGGCUUCUCAACGGACGGCAGCAACAUCACCGGCUUCAGCAUUCUUCACGACAGCGGGACGGGAGGGAACCCGAGCCUCGGCAAUUUUCCGCUCUUCCCCCAGGUCUGCCCCGGCGACGAACUAAACAACUGUCGCUUCCGGAUCGGGGACCGCGCGACGCACUAUGACCCAAACAAGACCGUCGCCGAGCCGGGCUACUUCUCCGUCGAAUUGACCUCGGGAGUGAAGGCCGACAUGACAGUGUCCCAGCAUGCGGCACUCAUGCGGUUCAAGUUUCCGAGUGGUGACGAACACCCGCUCGUUCUGCUGGACCUGACCGACCUCUGGGCCAGUCGACAGAAUGCUUCCGUGACGGUCGACACCCCUACCGGUCGAAUGCUUGGCAAUGGCACCUUUCUUCCAAGCUUCGGUGCCGGGACUUAUGCGCUUUACUACUGUGUUGACUUCUUCGGGGCCAAGGUCUUCGAUACCGGGGUCUGGGUCAACAGCCGCGCUGGGAACGAGCCCAAGGAGCUCUUCAUUACCAGGGGCUUCAACAUGUUCUACCUCCAGGGCGGCGGCUUCGUUCGCUUCAAAGAACUGACCAACAACACCGUCACCGCCAGGGUGGGUGUGUCGUUCAAGAGCAGCGAUCAGGCGUGCCGGAACGCCCAAAAGGAGAUUGCCGACCCGCUGGGCAGAUUUGACUCGCUUGUCAAGACAGCCAAGGACGCCUGGCGGGAGAAGCUGGGCCCAGUCUCUAUCAAAGCGGGUGGUGCGACUGAAGAUAUCCAAAAGAGUUUCUGGAGCGGCUUGUAUCGCAACAUGAUCUCGCCUCAGAACUACACCGGAGAAAAUCCGUAUUGGGAUAGUGGUAUCCCGUACUUUGACUCCUUUUACUGCAUUUGGGACAGCUUCCGCGCCCAACACCCGCUACUCACAGUGAUUGACCCUGCCGCUCAGACGCAGAUGGUCAGCUCGAUGCUCGAUAUAUACAGGCACGAAGGCUGGCUGCCGGACUGCCGUAUGUCCAUGUGCAAAGGCUGGACGCAAGGAGGCUCCAACGCCGACGUGGUCCUUGUCGACGCCUACGUCAAGAACUUGACCUCGAUAGACUGGAACCUAGCCCUCGAAGCAAUCACCAAAGACGCCGAGAACGAGCCACCAGUCUGGUCAUACGAGGGCCGUGGUGGACUCGCAAGCUGGAAGAACCUCCAAUACAUUACGUACCUCGACUUCGACCCCGUUGGCUUCGGCACGAACUCGAGGAGCGUGUCGAGGACCCUGGAAUACUCUUACAACGACUACUGCCUCGCAACACUGGCACGGGGUUUGGGAGAGGAUGCGCUCCAUAGCAAGUAUAUGGCGCGGAGCAUGAACUGGCAAAAUCUGUGGAAAGCCGACCAGAAGUCUCUGAUCAACGGAGCCGACACGAAUUUCACCGGGUUCUUCCAGCCAAAGUACCUGAACGGGACGUGGGGGUUUCAAGACCCAAUAGCUUGCUCAAACCUCGCUGGAUUCUGCUCACUGACAACGAACCCGAGCGAGACGUUCGAGGCGAGCAUCUGGCAGUACCAGUUCCUUGUCCCGCACUCGACCUCGACCCUGAUCGACUUGAUGGGCGGCGACGAGGGUUUCGUCUCCCGCCUCAAAUACUUCCAUGCCUCACCCCUGGCCGACAUCUCCAACGAGCCCGUGUUCCUCACCGUCUAUCUCUACCACUAUGCCGGCCGCCCAGGCCUGUCGGCGGAGCGAAUCCACCAGUAUAUUCCUUCGGCGUUUAACUCCUCACUUGGCGGACUGGCCGGGAACGACGACUCGGGUGCCAUGGGCGCCUUCUACGCGUUCUCCGCGAUGGGCCUGUUCCCCGUGGCAGGGCAGGACGUGUAUCUCAUCACGCCGCCGUUCUUCGAGGAGGUCAGCGUCAAGAGCCCCACUACAGGCAAGACCGCAACGGUGAGGUGCGUGGGGUUCGAUGCCGCGUACAAGAACAUCUAUGUCCAGAGUGCCAAGCUUGACGGCGAGACGUACAACAGGAGCUGGAUCGGCCAUGAUUUCUUCGGGCAAGGCAAGACAUUGGAGUUGACGUUGGGGAAUAAGGAGUCCGGCUGGGGGAGGAGUAGAGAGGCCAGGCCGCCGAGCUAUGUCGCUGUGUCGAAAUCGUGA
Colletotrichum graminicola M1.001 is the source of this 2325-nucleotide messenger RNA. Its product is annotated as glycosyl hydrolase family 92. The transcript has 3 exons. Gene Ontology annotation, molecular function: peptide-N4-(N-acetyl-beta-glucosaminyl)asparagine amidase activity; carbohydrate binding. The coding region runs from base 1 to 2325 and encodes 774 amino acids. Gene Ontology annotation, biological process: protein quality control for misfolded or incompletely synthesized proteins; carbohydrate metabolic process; protein deglycosylation. The record is from RefSeq and is a predicted model, not a curated record. NCBI's taxonomy places the organism in Eukaryota, Fungi, Ascomycota, Sordariomycetes, Glomerellales, Glomerellaceae. Gene Ontology annotation, cellular component: cytosol; nucleus.